UAUUACAGGUAUUUCUCCUUGUGUCUAGGGACAACACCUAUUUAAAUAUAUUUGCUAGCAAAUAAAAGAUGGGACGAGAUUGAUUUAUAUCAGUGUUAGUUUUGUAUUUGUACAAGAACAAAAAACCAAUCCGAAAUAUGCCUUCUAGAAAAGCGACUAAAAGCGGGAAGUUGAAAGGUCAAAGCAGAAAUGGCGGGUCAAAGAAAGGAAAAGGAAAGAAAGGAGGAUCCGCAAAAAGAAGCAACUUGUCGCCGUUGACCAAUACAGGACCAGUAGAGAUUGACAUUUUAAGUCAAGCAGCAAUGGAAAACGCGUAUUUCAUUUGCCACAAUGCAGUCGACUGCUUGGAAAAGAGAGGAUUUAGUUGGCCUGCUGGUGGAGGAAAGAAAGGAGGGAAGAAGGGCAAAAAGGGGAAAAGAAAAAAGAAAUAAAUGUAAUCCAGACAAGAAACUUUUGUGACAUAUUAAUCAUAAAUCAGUGUGCCUUUUUUAGACAACUUUAAAAGAUGCCGCGUCGUUGAAGAAAUAGUGUUAUAUUCAAUAAAUCCGAACAAAAAUAAAUUACAAUAAUAAAUUUUAAAUUGCAGUGAAUUUAAUAUAAUGACAUGAGUUAUUUCUCAUGAAUUUUUGUGCAUGCUUAAUCUAUCCUAUGAUAUCGGACAAAUGAAUUUCUUAUGAAACAUAGGAAGAUUCCUUAUUGAUUCUAAUAUAUUAAAAUAUUUUUGUAAUAUAUAUAUCUAUCAUUAUGAUAAACAUAUAUUUAAUUAUCGAGUGUUUAACGUUAUCUAUGUGCCAUAAAAUAUAUGCACUUUUUGAAGA
Messenger RNA from Styela clava, 818 nucleotides. RefSeq lists its product as uncharacterized. The record is from RefSeq and is a predicted model, not a curated record. NCBI's taxonomy places the organism in Eukaryota, Metazoa, Chordata, Ascidiacea, Stolidobranchia, Styelidae.